This is a messenger RNA of Hypoxylon trugodes, 1469 nucleotides long. RefSeq lists its product as uncharacterized. Lineage: Eukaryota; Fungi; Ascomycota; Sordariomycetes; Xylariales; Hypoxylaceae. The transcript is spliced from 4 exons. Bases 220 to 1437 code for a protein of 405 amino acids. The record is from RefSeq and is a predicted model, not a curated record.
GAGCGUCGGCACUCUCCCCGCCCCAUAUUUAUAUGGCGGCCCGUUGCAUGCGGCGUGAAGGUCAGCCCUAAACCGGAGCCGAUAGUCACGGUGCGCCUACUGAAUAAUCCCGAACCGCGUCUAGUAUUUCUGAAGACUCGAUCCUAGCCCCCGACGGAGUUGAAGACUCUUUUACUUUUUUGUCUUCUCGCUCCUGAGAAUACUCAGAUCAUUGCGAAUAUGGCUCCAUACUCUACGGAUAUGCAAUUGGCUACCGCAGUACUCGCGGUUAACAGUUGUGGCCUAGCACUCUCUUCUAUCUCUGUCGCUUUGAGAUUUUGGGCCCGUUCUAUUCGGAAACUCCAGUUGAGGUUGUCUGAUUAUAUGAUCAUCGCCUCAUGGUUAUUUUCAGUUGGUCUCGUUAUAAGCGAGAAUUAUUGUGUUACGCGCGGAGGAGUUGGUCAGAAGAUGGUGAAUGUCGCUCCAGAAGAGUUGCUAUUUUCAACCAAGCAAUUUUUGGUUGUUGAUGUAUGCGGAUCGCUCGCAGUGGCAUUCGUCAAGAUUUCUAUCCUUGAUUUUCUUCUUUCUGUAUUUGCAACCCAGGAUGGCUUCCGCAUUUCGGCCUAUAUCCUAAUGGCUCUUUCCGCGGGUUAUGGAUUGAGCUUCACCAUCGUCUCGCUGGCCGGCUGCCAGCCGUUCGAAGCAAAUUGGGAUAAGAUUUCUUAUCCUAAUUAUACAUGUAUUAACACAUCCCAUUUCUUCAUCGCACAGGCGGGAAUCGGCGUUACUCUAGAUUGUCUGAUCCUUUUCCUUCCGAUGCCCGUAGUGUGGAACCUCUCGCUUAAAACGAGCAAAAAAGUCGCCUUAACUUCUAUUUUUACCAUGGGCAUUUUCAUCUGUGUCAUUUCCAUCACUCGUCUUGCAUAUAACACCAAUCAGACAUGGAUGACUGCGCAUUUCACCGAGUACGGCGCCAUUGCCUGUAUUCUCGGUGCAUUGGAAGCCAAUUUAUCCAUUGUCUGCGCAUGUCUUCCCACUUUACCGCCAUUGUUGUCAGCUUUCAAGGGAAGAGUAAAGUCAUCCUUUGGUUCUAACAAUGGGGGGAUAAAGGGGGUAUUCAGCAAUUUCUCCACCAAAGACCGUAGACCUACUCGCAAUUCCAUCAAACUCGACUCUACUAAUUUUAGGCCCCGGAACAUGUCAAUCGAGGAUGAUGUUGAGAGCGUCCGGCUCCAAAACCAGGUUGAUAAGCUGUAUCCGUUGAACGCGAUGCUUGCGAGUCGUGCGAGCGUGGAAAGGGAAAUAGGAUGGAUGAGCCAGACUGGAAGAAGCUAUGCUCGGGUGGCUUCAACAAUUUCUGGGAGUAGCGGUGAUGCUGCUUUAGAGAUGGCAAGGCUUGGGGAGAAAGUUGAGCCGUAUAGUGCUAUAAACGUGACGAAGAGUUGGAGAGUAAACUAGUCUGAACCAUUAAUUGUGUCUUUACAUGGAAG